CGACCGAAGCGCGCCGCGCCCGUCACCGAAGCCACACCGCCGACUGCGAUUGCGCCUGCCUCCACACCGCCCACAGUUCAUGCCUCCCGCUCUGCGCCGCGCGACCCAUAGGCGAUAGCGCUGUCCGUAGCAUGGCGCCGAAAGACAAACAGCCGCGUGAGCCCUCCAUCGAGCGCACGACAGAGUACGAGGAAUUCCUAGAAGAGCUGGCGAAAUACCACGAAAAGCGAGGAACAAUCCUGGACCGCGAACCCAAAGUAGGGAGCCGACACAUCGACCUGUUGCGCCUGUACAAACGCGUGAACUUGGAGGGUGGAUACGACAAGGUUUCGGAUACGAAGGGCAAUAAGCUCGCUUGGAGGCGCCUGGCUGGCGAGUUUCUCCCUGGAAGCUCUAAUUUGACCACCCAGGCCUUCCUCGUCAAAACCGCAUACUACAAGAAUCUUGCUGCCUACGAGAUCACGAACGUCCACAAGCGCGAGCCGCCGCCCAAAGAGAUCCUAGAGGAUGUGUCCGCGAAGGGAGGCGACCUGCUAAAUCGGACCGUCGAGAACUACUUCCGCCCUAUUAGUCGAGAGACUGAGCGAUUACGGACCGGUGAGGACGACUCCGACGAGUCGGACGAGGAGGGCGACCACAAAAGGACCCCGCGCGAGGACAAGAUGGACUUGGACGACCCAGGAAGUACCGGGCGGGUGACAAGAAAUCUCCGUCACGCUCCGCCGCAGCGGAUGCUCUUCCAGCCUGAAGUAUCGGGGCGCCAGACCCGCCAGUCGACCGGACACCUGAACUCGCCGCAGCCCGGUAUGAACGGCGUCUUUGGGACAAGCGGUGCGGCCAUGACGAUAGCGAACUACGAGCCGCGGACAGCUGUGCCUUCUACCAUGAAGCCGGUCACGACUCCGGCGAACAACCCCGAAUACUUCAUCAACCUGCGCAAGAAGUACAUCGUCAACCGGAGGAACAGGCCUGUCCCAUUAAAGGGCAUAAUGCUACCUGGCACUGGCUUUCCUGGACCUAAUAUCUACAUCCGCGCUCUGCACGCGCUACGAUCUAAGGAGCCAGAAGAAGAGGCAUAUGCAUUGCACCAUCUGGUCAAGAUAUCUCACGAGCGUGGCGACAAGUAUAGGUUCGAUCAGUUUCCCGGACUCGCCGAAGCCCUCAUCGACAAGGUCAUCCAGAUCGCAUCCUUAUUUUACGAUAUCGAUUGGGAGAUAUCGUAUGUCGAAGAGGAAUUUGAUCGCCCGAACGUACUCAACGGUUUGAAUGGGACCAAGGAUCUAAUGCGACGGAUACAAUCUCUCCAGGCACGGGAUAUCCAGGACGACCUGUUACCAGACAACGAUGCCAAAUCCCUCAACAUGAUCAACGAAGCGGCACUCAUUAUUCGCAACAUGGUCAUGCUCCAUGAGAACGCGCUCUAUGCCUCCAUGAUACCGUCCGUGAAGGACCUGAUCGUGAUUGUUCUCAAUCUCCCAAACCACCCCACGGUAAUAGAAAUCCAACACUACGCUCUCGAGAUUGCCGAGCAGUUGACGAGGUUUUGGUUCUUGGAUGCGCAGAAUCCGUUAUACCGCUCUCUCCUCGCUCAGGUCGACUCCGAAGAUAGGGGCAAAAUCAUCACCUCUUUACGAGCGCUUGGACGAAUUGCGAUGAAUCUGGAGGCUACCAAUAAGCUGUCGGGCGUGCCGAAGAAGACACUUCAGUUAAUAUGCAACUGGCUCUUAGUAGAGGACGAGGAGCUUCGUAAUGCAUGCCUGGACUUCCUAUACCUUUUCACUGGUUUCGUGGAUAACGUGGAGACCCUUGUCCUCGAGGUCGAUGUUGAAAGCCUUGUCAAUCAGCUGGUUCGCCUUCUCCAGUUCGGCGCAAUCGCGUACGAGGAGCGGCGGAGUAGCCCAAAGUCGUCCAAACCAUCACAACACGCGGACGGCGCACCGAAGCUUUCGUCUGCAAUCAUCGAGCAGCUGGUGACACUGGACGAGCCCGAGCGUAGUUCGCAAUGGCUGCGAACGUGUUUCGAAGAGGAUCCGACGGGUGAGAUUACCCAAAUACAGCUCUGGUCCGCAUACAACGCAGCCUUCCAGGACAUAAUGACGAACAACACGUCGUUCAAAGCGCUCAUGCCGGCUAAGGACUUCAUCACCAAUGUUUCGACUACCUUCGGUGGCGCCUCUGCUCAGGUAAUCAACCAGAACGGAGCACAGAAGUAUACUAUACGAGGUAUACGUCCACGAUCGGUCCCGGUUGACCCUUCAACGAAGAAACAGUACAUGCGGUGCUGCUGGCAUCCACCGAGCCUACUGAAUGGGUAUUCGGAUACGAAGCACUCCACUGCAAAGAUUGAAUGCGGUGAAUUCACUUCCGGCGUCAAGGCCAUGUGGGAGCACAUCGUCUCUGCACAUCUCAAAGUCCCAAGAGAUGAAUCCGGUAAAUGGCUCCUCGAGCAGAAACCAGACAUCAACAUGGAAAACGGGGACGCCGUGAGCACUUCCAAACCAACGAAAUACUUCUGCCACUGGGGCGGCUGCACACACUUCAACCCCUCAGGCACCGACUCCGCAUUCGAAGCCGGCCAACACGUCAAAACUCACCUUCCGGACACUUCCCUCAUGCAUGCGGUCCACGCAAAGCAUAAUCGCACCCCCUCGACAUCCACACCGCUUACCUCCUCGGCGCAAGUUCGCUACGAAAACUUCCAACCGCAGUUCGGCCAACCCGUCGGCCUGGGGAGCCUGGGCAUGGGCACCCGCUACAACGAUAAGUAUGCGUAUGGUGAUCGCCUGCCUGCUUCCGCGUCGCUCCCUUCACAACCUACACCCAACUUCCGGUACUACAACACCUCCACCGACGAGAACAACGACGCCGCCGGCCUCGCACUCGCCUCCGUCCUCGUGCUCCGCAAUCUUGCGCGCCAGCUCGGCAAGCUUAACCCACCGUCCUCCGUCCACGAGGUCCCCGAUUCACCAACACAUACCCAUAAACGCACCUACAGCGAAUCGAGCCCAGAGCAUCGACGCACCAUGGGCGGGAAGAAACCGCGCCUGAGCGAUGCGGCACGCGAGGCACACGAGAAGGAAGAGCAAGAGGCGGAGAAUGCGGGCUGGGUGCUGCGCGUUUUCGCGCCCGUGAAGGAGCAGCUUGGUUUCGUUAUGGCCCAUAACCUGACGCUGAGAAAUUAUAUGGGCCCACUUUUUAGGGCAAUCGCCGAGGGCGGGGGUUGAGUGGGAUAGAGGGAAAAGAUGGACGAAUGGGUCUGGCGUUUUGGAUGCUUACUGAGCGUAGUGUUCGCAAGGAUAGGGCGGCCUGCUCUUGGUUCGAAAUACCUUAUGGCGCAUCUAAGCGAAUGAGAGGCCAGAGCCUCCUGUUUCAUGUUAGAGCGAAUAUGUGGGUCAUCGUAGCAAUUCAAGCACUUUGUUAAUCCG
Trematosphaeria pertusa is the source of this 3425-nucleotide messenger RNA. RefSeq lists its product as uncharacterized. Gene Ontology annotation, biological process: regulation of DNA-templated transcription. Bases 132 to 3224 code for a protein of 1030 amino acids. The record is from RefSeq and is a predicted model, not a curated record. The transcript has 5 exons. Gene Ontology annotation, molecular function: DNA binding. Lineage: Eukaryota; Fungi; Ascomycota; Dothideomycetes; Pleosporales; Trematosphaeriaceae.